Symbiodinium necroappetens is the source of this 1164-nucleotide messenger RNA. The record is from the annotation of a GenBank genome assembly. Lineage: Eukaryota; Dinophyceae; Suessiales; Symbiodiniaceae.
AUGGGCAAUGGCCAGCUGCUUCGUAGAGCUCAGGAGAUCUACUCAGAUCUUUCCACGCAUGACCUUCGGAACUACACCAAAGUCUGCAGCUUGGUGCCCGAGUUCCCCGACAGGUACAAGAGCCAGCAACGCUUUGACAAGUUCCGGGUGCGCAAAAACACCACGCAUCCAGUCUGGGCCGUGGCCGUGGCAGAGGUGAACAUGAUGAUGGCCGCGGCGACGGCCGACCACGAGGUUCACCUCUGGGACUUGGAAGUCAUGGAACUCCUGGUUUCCCUGAAAGGCCACUCAGAUCAAGUCUGGGAGGUGAAGUUCUCCAGCAACGAGACCACCCUGGCCUCUGGCAGCAGCGACAAGACCAUCCGCCUCUGGGACGCCCAAGAUGGGAGUCCGCUGGGCGUGCUUCGUGGCCACGAUGCGGCCAUCAGGUGCCUGAGCUUCUCCUAUGCGGGCUAUUUGAUCUCUGGGGACCAGGACUCCAACCUGUUCCUCUGGGAAGCGGAGAAUGCCAGCCCCAUCAAGCAGUGGAAGGCGCACCAGGGCGCCGUCCACAGCGUUGCCUUCUCGGUAGCAGAGCCGCUCCUCGCCCUGUCCGUUGGCGCGGAUGGCUCUGUGGCGUCCUGGUACGUGAAGAGGGAGGAUGACGACAUGAUCCUCGGAGGGCGAUUCGCAGGUGGCAGCGGCGGCGCUGUGCUGAGCCUCGCCUGUCAUCCGGUGUACCCUGGCAUCGCGGCGGUGGGGAACCAGGACGGUGGCGUGUGGAUCUGGGACUUCACUCCGGACUUCCAGCGAGGUACUGCGGAAGUCACAGGCCACCAGCGGCUGCGGGGACAUACGGAAGCUGUCUGGUUCUUGGAGUUCUCACGCGAUGCCUGCCUGCUGGCAUCUGGCUCCGCCGAUUGCACCGUUCGAGUAUGGGAUGCCUCGUCCAUUGCCGUCCCCUCUUUGCUGGCGGUCUUCAAAGCACACGACUCGUGGGUGAGGCAGGUCCGAUGGUUCAAUCAGCCGGGGAAUGGCCGGGGCAAGAAGAGGCUCUUGGCAACUCGGCUCCGGCUGGAAGUUUGCGGUCGAGUGAUUGCCAAAGAUACAUUCUUCUUCCUCAUCUUGCAACGGAUAACGAACGGAGACAAUCGCACAUUCACCCAACGUUCUGUUUGUACAUGA